AUGGACGGCGAGUACGACGUGAUCGUACUGGGCACGGGCCUCAAGGAGUGUAUCCUCUCUGGCAUCAUGUCCGUGAAUGGGAAGAAGGUGCUGCACAUGGAUCGUAAUAAUUACUACGGCGGGGAGAGCGCCUCCAUCACGCCCCUGGAGCAGGUGUACAAGCACUUCGGGAUCCAGGAGCAGCCUCCCACAGACCUGGGCAGGGGUGGAGACUGGAACGUCGACUUGAUCCCCAAAUUCCUGCUGGCCGCUGGCCAGCUGGUCAAAAUGUUAGUGUACACGGAAGUGACCAAUUACCUAGAAUUUAAAGUGGUGGAAGGCAGCUUUGUCUACAAAGGGGGGCAGAUCUACAAGGUGCCCUCCACCGAAGUGGAGGCCUUAGCCUCCAACCUGAUGGGCGUGUUGGAGAAAAACCAAUUUAGGAAGUUCCUCAAGUUCGUGGCAAACUUCAAUGAGGAGAACCCCGACAGCUUGGACGGCGUCGAUCCCCAGACCACCACCAUGAGAGACGUGUACAAGAAGUUUGACUUGGGCCAUGAUGUUAUUGACUUCACUGGCCACGCCCUGGCCCUCUACCAAACUGACGACUACUUGGACCGGCUCUGCCCGGAGGCCAUCCAUCGCAUCAAGCUCUACAGCAGGUCCCUGGCUCUAUACGGGCAGAGCCCGUACUUGUACCCUCUCUACGGUCUGGGAGAGCUACCCCAAGGAUUUGCAAGAUUGAGUGCCAUCUAUGGGGGGAUAUACAUGCUGAACAAGCCCGUGGAGGACAUCAUCAUGGAGAAUGAAAAAGUGGUGGGCGUGAAGUCCGAGGGGAAGGUGGUUCCCUGCAAACAGCUCAUCUGUGAUCCCAGCUACAUCCCUGACAAGGUGCGAAAGACGGAGCAGGUCAUCCGAGUCAUCUGCAUCCUCAGUCACCCCAUCCAGAACACGAAUGACGUCAAGUCCUGUCAAAUCAUCAUUCCCCAGAAACAGGUCAACAGGAGAUCAGACAUCUAUGUAUGUAUGAUCUCCUCCGCCCAUUAUGUGGCCACCCAGGGAAAGUACAUUGCUAUUGUCAGCACCACAGUGGAAACUGCAGAGCCUGAGAAGGAGAUUGAGCCGGCUCUGAGGCUGCUGGAACCUAUAGACCAAAAGUUUACGACCAUCAGUGACAUAUAUGAGCCGACAGAUAAUGGACGGGAAAGCCAGGUGUUCUGUUCCCGUUCUUAUGACGCCACCACUGACUUUGAGACAUCCUGCAAUGACAUCAAAGAUAUUUACAAGCGUAUGACUGGAACAGACUUUAACUUUGAAAACAUAAAGCGCAAAAGGAAAGAUAUCUUUGAAGAAGGCGAACAUUGAUGGCAGGAAUUAUCUCCUCUUUAAGGCCCUUGGGACUCUCCUGCUAAUCUUAGCACCAAGUUCUCUCCUUAUUCUGUUCUUUUUUGGGGCUUGAGGAGGUUUGGAUGGGACACACCAGCCAACUAUGGUCUGUCCUCUUAUCUUUUCUUCUGUACCUUCCUUUGAGAACCCCUUCUAAUUAAUUCCAUUUGUUGGCCAAACCCUAGCCUUAGCAAUGGAAGAUUGGGGUUUAGAGAACCUUUUCUUAUCCCUCUCCACCCCUCGGGAAGAUUGGACUUAAUGGAGGGUGGGAGUUCUCUCUUCUUUUUAACCUCCCUAUUUGUUGCUUCUCUCUCUCCUUGCCCCAAUACAUAUAAAAUUAUAGUCUCUGUGCUCUG
Molecule: messenger RNA, 1721 nt
Organism: Antechinus flavipes (yellow-footed antechinus)
Lineage: Eukaryota; Metazoa; Chordata; Mammalia; Dasyuromorphia; Dasyuridae
Product: rab GDP dissociation inhibitor alpha-like
Exons: 1
Coding region: 1-1344 (447 amino acids)
Biological process (GO): small GTPase-mediated signal transduction; vesicle-mediated transport; protein transport
Cellular component (GO): cytoplasm
Molecular function (GO): Rab GDP-dissociation inhibitor activity
Source: RefSeq, a predicted model, not a curated record